GACUUUCCCAGGGAGGCUGAGGAGUGUGAUUACUUGGUAGUUGGGAAAAAAAACAACAACCCCAAAACAUAUGUACUGUAUUAUACAUACACACAUGUAGUCUAUAUACCUAUACAUAUAAACAUAUGCGUAUGUACAUGCAUAAACAUACAUACUUAUGCUAAUGUUGGCAGUAUAAAUUAUUGUUCAAGAUAAAUAAACAGUACAUUUAUACAUCAUAAAUAUUAAUUUAAUUAAAUAUAAUUUCUGCCCAUAAAGUUUAAUUAACUGCUUCAAAGGAAGUGAACUUUUUUAUAACAUGUACCUUUCCACUACUACUGUGUAAUUGUUGGAAUUGAAGUUAAAAUGUUUCCAACUUUCAGAGCAAAUAUUUAUUUUCCUUUAAAGGCAUCUGACUUCACUUUAAUUCUUCUGUUGAAAACAGUUACUUUUUUAAAAUGUAUCUACUUAACUUCCCAACACAUUUAACCUCAUUGUAGUAUUUAUUGUUGUUUUUCUUACAUAUAUGUAAUGCUUGUACUAAUGUUCUUUUUGUUGUUUGUUUAUUUUAUUCUAUUGUAUUCUAGUGCUGUUGGAACUUAAUAGUCCCCUUAGAUGAAACAGGAUUUUAAAAUAUUUACUGUAAACUUUGUGAGAAGUGAAUAUAAGUAAGAAACGGUAAAAUGUGCUCAUUUUUUAUGUCCUUCUGUUUUGCAAACUUUUUCAAAAUAGUAAACUGAGUCUACUUUUACCAUUACGAGUGUCUGUGUUUUGGUUUAUGUUGAUAUUUGAAAGUAAAUGCAGGUGAGUUUUACUUUUAGAAUGCUUUUUGUUGCCUUUUUUUGUACAUGUGAUCCAGUGAGACCUUUCUAAAAGGAGGAAAGACCCUUUUUUCUUUUUUACAAAAAAUCAACGAGAAUGAUCCCUUAACCACCUUUGUGGAAAUAGCUGAUAUCAGAAAAACUAUAGGGGAACAGUCAUACUUCUUAAAUAGUGAAGGAAAGUGUUAUUAAUUUAAAUGUUGGAUAAUGAAACGCUAAUCAAUGUUCUUUGCCUCGAAGAAUCACGGCCGAAAAGAAAAGAUUUUUAAACUUCUGCUGUUGUUAUUUAUUUAUUUACUUACUUGUUUAUUUGUUUUCGAAAAAUUAAUACUAACAAUCUUUGACGUGACAAGACCGUUCUAUUACAUUAUUUUUUAAUUGGUUCACAGGCACUUUUCCCAACCAAUAAAAAACAACUGUCUUGUACCACGUGACCAAACACGGAAGUAGAAUAUGUGAUCUCCGUACCCCUUUUUGAAGCGUGUUUGUUUCUUCAUUUUUGCACACUUGGACAUAAAGAAGUCGGUGUAUUUGAAUGUUUAGUCAAAACUGCUAAAAUAAAAAUGACUCAGGCAGAGAAAGAGCUAGAAUGUGGCGGGAAGGAAAAAGAAAAGGAACGAGACAAGGAAAAGGAGCAGCAACGCGGAGUGAAACGACCCAUCACUCCUGCAGUCAUCCCUGAAGCCACCCACGAGCAAAUUCAAACCAACUUUGUUAUCGUGAUCAACCCUGGUUCAAGAAGUGUCCGGAUUGGCCGAGCGACGGACACUCUUCCAGUCACUGUACCACAUGUAAUUGCACGGAGACAUAAGCAAAGUGGGCAGCCCAGACAUGAAGAUCCAUGGCUGAUAAGAGACGGUUUAAAUCAGAAACCAGAGAGUAAUGAGCAGAGGCAGAAUGGGCUGAAAAUGGUCGACCAGGCCAUUUGGUCAAAGAAAAUGUCAAACGGUGUGCGAAGGACUCCGGUGUCUGCUGAACAGGCCCGAGCAUAUAACUGUCAGAUCCGUCCAGCAGUUUUAGACAGCAGCUCCAGGGGGAAGUGGACCAACACGGGGCACCACCCACCUUAUCUGGUGGGAGAGGAGGCUCUUUAUGUAAAUCCAUCUGACUGCUAUAAUAUCCACUGGCCUAUAGUCAGAGGGCAGUUUAACAUUCACUCUGGGCCUGGAGGAUCAAUGACCGCAGUCCUGGCUGAUCUGGAGGCAAUCUGGAGUCACGUCCUUCAGAAGCACCUGGAAAUCCCUCUGAAAGAUUUGAAGUAUUACAGAUGCAUCCUGCUGGUUCCUAACAUCUACAACAGACAGCACGUCAAAGAAGUUGUCAACAUGUUGCUGCUUAAUAUGGGCUUCUCAGCAAUCAUUGUGCACCAGGAGUCGGUGUGUGCCACAUUUGGCAGUGGGCUGAGCAGUGCUUGUGUAGUAGAUGUAGGUGAUCAGAAGACCAGUGUUUGCUGUGUUGAGGAUGGAGUGUCUCAUCGGAACUCCAGGUUGUGUUUGGCGUACGGUGGCUCAGAUGUGACCCGCACUUUCUUUUGGCUCCUGCAGAGGGCAGGGUUUCCCUACAGAGACUGUCAGCUUUCAAAAAGACUGGACUGCCAGCUCUUACAGCAUCUAAAGGAGAUUUUCUGUCAUCUAAAUCAAGACAUAUCAGGAUUACAAGAUCAUGAAUUUCAGACACGCUUCCCUGAGGCUCCUGCUCUUUUGUACCAGAUUCGACUUGGAGAUGAAAAGUUACAGGCACCCAUGGGCCUUUUUUAUCCAACCACAUUUGGCAUUGUUGGACAAAAGAUGACACUGCUUCAGCACCGUUACCAGGGCGACCCAGAGGAUCCCCAUGAUGAACAUUAUCUGCUUUCCACACAAAGCAAACAGGAUCAAUCUUCCAAGUCUGCUGCAGACCGGAGGGCAGGUGCCAGACCUGUUGGCUUGGAGGGUGAAAUGAGCAGUCAAUGUGGAUUUGGGGAGACGUCAGAACUUCCUCGGGGCUGUGGAGGAGGUGUGGGGAGCGGAGGAGUAAUGCAAGCGGAAAUGGAGCUGGGGCCCACCCAGGGAGAGAGUCUGAUGGGUGCAGGAGAAGCAGAGGAGCCGCUGUCAGGACAUCUCUCCAGAAAGACUAUUAUGAGCCAGUUUGAGAGCAAAGCACUGGGGCUGGACAAGGCAAUCCUGCAUAGCAUUGAUUGCUGUGCAUCAGAUGAAACCAAGCGUAAGAUGUACAGUUCCAUCCUGAUCGUGGGAGGGGGCCUCAUGUUUCAAGGUGCUCAGGAAUUCCUGCUUCAUCGGAUCAUCAACAAGAUGCCCCCGUCCUUCAGAAGGCUGGUCGAUAACGUGGAAGUCAUAACACGACCAAAGGAUAUGGACCCCCGGCUGAUCAUGUGGAAGGGGGGAGCAGUGCUGGCCUGUCUGGACACCACACAGGAAAUGUGGAUCCAUCAGACGGAGUGGCAGCGCUUUGGCGUUCGAAUGCUCAGAGAAAGAGCCGCAUUUGUCUGGUAAAAAAAUGUCCAUGGAAAAGUCGUACUGACAAGUAAACCCAGUCUUGUGGACAAAGAUACAACUAUUAAUUCUAGUUUUGCAUCAAACAGGAGAGCUAACCUAGUUGUUUAUAUUAUGUGAAUGUUUGUGAUCUCACCCUGUGUUAACAUGUGUACCCAGUAAUAAAUUACAUGUUUGUAA
Messenger RNA from Oryzias latipes (Japanese medaka), 3472 nucleotides. It is a transcript of the gene actr8, whose product is annotated as actin related protein 8. NCBI's taxonomy places the organism in Eukaryota, Metazoa, Chordata, Actinopteri, Beloniformes, Adrianichthyidae. The record is from RefSeq and is a predicted model, not a curated record.